Messenger RNA from Ailuropoda melanoleuca (giant panda), 2892 nucleotides. It is a transcript of the gene PLEKHH3, whose product is annotated as pleckstrin homology, MyTH4 and FERM domain containing H3. Lineage: Eukaryota; Metazoa; Chordata; Mammalia; Carnivora; Ursidae. The record is from RefSeq and is a predicted model, not a curated record.
GCGGGGUCCCGGCGCUGUGCUCGCGCCCCUAGCGCGCCAGUCCCGGGGCUGCAGGGAGCGCAGCGCGCGCGGCCCGGGCCCCGGCCACCGGACACCCUACCGGACACGACCCUCCCUGGAGCUUGGACAACUGCCCACCUCGGACAUUGCACCGGACACUGCCCCCCACAGGGCUGGACACUACAACGGACACUACUUCCCAGCUCCGGACAUUGCUCCCCCCCCAGCCCUGGACGCUUUCCCCCUCCCCCUCCGGGGGCCCAGACACCGAGCCCCCCGCAGGCUCUACAAAGCGACCUCUUGCACCCCAGCGCCAGACACUGCCUCCUCCUUGUCCCCCUCUCCCUUCCCCUCCUCCCGCUGCAUCAUUCCCCUGCUGGGGUCGGAGCCCCGCCAGUUUCUCCGACCCCCUGCAGCUCGGCCCGGCUGCCCGCGCCCCCUUCCCCCGGCUGCUCGCCCGGAUGCCUCUCCCCGGGGGAUUGUGGUGGCUCCUCUGCUGCCGUCGAGGUUUUACUCUUCUGCACCGGGACUACGGGGACGGCGAGCUUAGCGGGGACGGGGACGAGGACGAGGACGAGGAGACCUUUGAGCUGCGGACCCCGAGUCCAGCGGGCGGCGGGAGGGGCCCCUUGGACGUGACGCUGACUCAGCCGGUGAGGAGCGGGCCGGUCUCAGACAGGCUGCAGAGCUGGGAGGAGACACGGAGCCUCAUUCCGGAGAAGGGGCCACCCGAGGAGGACCCGGACGUCGUCGUGAAAGGUUGGCUCUACCGAGAGCCCCGCGGAGGAGGGGCUAGGCCCUGGUUGCCUCCGCGCCGGGCCUGGUUCGUGCUCACCCGGGACUCCCUGGACCAGUUCAGUAGCAGCGGGAAGGGGGCGCGGCGCCUCGGGAGCCUCGUGCUCACCAGCUUGUGCUCCGUGACCGGCCCGGAGCGCCGUCCCAAGGAGACCGGUCUGUGGUCAGUGACCGUGUCUGGCCGGAAGCACAGCGUCCGGCUCUGCUCCCCGCGCCAGGCCGAGGCGGAACGCUGGGGGGUGGCGCUGAGAGAAGUGAUAGCGUCCAAGGCGCCGCUGGAGACCCCUACCCAGCUGCUGCUUAGGGACAUUCAGGAGAGUUGCGGGGACCCGGAAGCCGUGGCCCUUAUUUACCGUCGGAACCCAAUUCUGAGGCACACCAGUGGUGCCUUGUAUGCUCCACUCCUGCCGCUGCCCUACGGUGUCAGCGCCCCAGGUCCGGGCUACGCACCCUUGCGCGAGGAGGCGGUGCGGCUGUUCCUGGCGCUGCAGGCGCUGGAGGGGGCGCGGCGCCCCGGGCCCCUGAUGCAGGGUGUGCUCCAGACCUGCCGGGACCUGCCCGCGCUCCGCGACGAGCUCUUCCUGCAGCUGGCUAAGCAGACCUCGGGCCCCGCAGGCCCUCCGGGGCCCCCCGCUACCGCUGAGGCCAUGGCCGCCUACCUGGCUCUGGCGGCGCAGUGUCCAGGGUUCGGCGCUGCUCGGUAUGACGUUCUGGAGCUGAGCACGGAGCCUGGUGGGGGCACUCCACAGAAGCUAUGCCUGGGCUUGGGAGCCAAGGCCAUGUCCCUCUCCCGGCCGGGUGAGACAGAGCCCAUCCACAGUGUCAGCUAUGGCCAUGUGGCCGCCUGCCAGCUAAUGGGCCCCCACACCCUGGCACUGAGGGUGGGAGAGAGCCAGCUCCUCCUGCAGAGUCCCCAGGUGGAAGAGAUCAUGCAGCUGGUGAAUGCCUACUUGCCCAAUCCCUCCUCCGAGAGGCCUUCCAGCAGCCCUUCUCCUCCAUGCCAAGACCUGCCAGACACCUCCCCUCCCAGCCAGCACCCGGGCCUGGACGAGCCCCAGGGACAGUCUGGCUGUUUGGGGCAGCUGCAGGACUGAGCCUGCCAAGAGGUCACGACCUCCCUUCUGCCUCCAGCCUGGACCUGGACUGCUCUGAGAUUUGAGGGAACCAUGGACCCUUUUGGCCCUGCAGGGACAGGGCACACCCCAUACCCAAGGGCUGCAACGGGUGCAGACAGUUUUCUAGUUUGUUUCUUAAUUUAUUUGUAGAAGAGAAGCAAAAAAAAAUCCUUAUUUACACAAACCCUUCCUGUGGGAGUGUUGUCAGUGGGACAAGUUAGAGCCCCAGAGCUCAGAGCUCCACCCCUGGGGACGCCCACACUCCGAGCUUUUACCAACACUGAGGGGAGUCUGGACACCACAGGGCUCCACCCUCCUUGACCUUCUGGAUUUAACCUCCUCGUAGCCAGCAGGCUGCCACAGGGUGCUGGGUGGGGCAGGCAACAGGGCAGUUUUGGAAGCUGGCAAUUACUCAUACUCUCUUCUCCAUUGAGUGCCACAGGGGUGGCCUCCUGGCGUCCCUGAGGCCAGAAGGCAGUGAGUCAUCAACUGGCACUACCCAGUUCCUACCCUGGUGUCCAGCUUCUGGGCCCUCAUUGGGUCCAUUUCGGUAUGCCUACUGCUUUGGGUCUGGAAUGGAGAGAAGCUUGGGGCAAGAUCAGACCCAAGAACUUCUCUGGCACAGAUCAACAACUUAUCAGGAUGGGCUCAGCCCUACUCCUGAGUUCCCUUCCUGCUUUAUCAAGUUAGGUUGAAUUGGGUUGCGUUCCUUAGGAUCCGAUAGCCUUGGGCACUGGGAAUCCAGAGUCCCAAGUUUCCUGACCCACUCAGAAUGCUGCAGGCCCUCCUUCACUAGCCCCCACAGCCUACUUCCUGAGUGGAAGAGUCUAGGGCUAUACUGAUCCAUCCUGGGGCAGGAGCUUAGGCACUGAGGACAGAGCAGACCUCAGUCACCCUCUGUAAUCUUGAGAGGUAGGGCUGACUCCAGUAGAGCAGCCUGGUCCUAGGGGGUAUGCCAAUGGGAACAGUGACCACACUGAGA